This is a messenger RNA of Choloepus didactylus (southern two-toed sloth), 7713 nucleotides long. It is a transcript of the gene GPR107, whose product is annotated as G protein-coupled receptor 107. Gene Ontology annotation, cellular component: membrane; Golgi apparatus; clathrin-coated vesicle. Lineage: Eukaryota; Metazoa; Chordata; Mammalia; Pilosa; Megalonychidae. Gene Ontology annotation, molecular function: clathrin heavy chain binding. Gene Ontology annotation, biological process: clathrin-dependent endocytosis. The transcript is spliced from 19 exons. Bases 1001 to 2710 code for a protein of 569 amino acids. The record is from RefSeq and is a predicted model, not a curated record.
CCUAACUUGUGCAGCAAGCUAAAAACAGAAUCUUAAAAAAAUCAAACCUGGCUAUUCUAUCUACAAUUUUAAUAAGCCAGUUCUUCUAAAACUCCUUGAUAAAAAAACGGGGAAUCGGAGAGGACCGACUGACUUCUUCCAUUAAAUAUCUCCCUAUAGGGUUCAAAGAUUAGAAAAGAAAGGAAUCCCUCCGCACAGGAUGAAGAAAAAUACGUUGACUCAGAGUUGUCCUAACCCUAGUGGUCGGAUGAAAUGCAUGAGGCAAUACAGCAAAGUAGUUAAGUUUCCACGUGAUUCCCAUUUCAACCUGGAACAAAUUUCUCGGAGCCUCAGUUACCCUACCUGUAAAGCAGGGAUAAUAGUACCUACCUCCUGUCUCAUCAGAUUGUUUCAAAGAUUCAACGCAACACUAUACAUAAAAGACCUGAUAAGCGCUCAAUGAAUCCUAUUACUGCAACCAUUCCUCCUGAGAUUUGUUUCAGUGUAGAGUGCCAGGGGAAAAAAGGGACCUGUGACAAAUCAAGAACUUAAAGAUGAUUUCCACCGAGUCACCGCAGCUCAUGAAAUCAGUCCAAUCAACGGCCAAGCACCGUGUUGCCGCCAUAGUGUAACACAUCCCCACUCCUGGAGUGCCGAGGACCCCACUCUGGUUGGGGGUCCCUCAGGCCCACGGCCGCUUUCAAAGCUCCACAACGCUGAGAUGAGGCCCAGGCUGGUCCCGCCCAGCCACGGUUACCACGGCAUCUGCCACGGGGCCGCCACAAGGGGAAACAACCUGUUCUGGCUAAAAACGUCAAGUCCGCAAAGGUGAAGCCAACUGAAUAGCCCGAGGUAUCCAGUUAAAGCCUCUCGGCGACCUCUCCGGCCGUACCCUACAGAAAAGCGACUACGGGCUCCUCGGCCCCACCGCCGCGCCCCUGGGCAGGCCCUUCCGGCGGCCGCCACCCCUUAACCCCGGAAGUGGGCGGGAGAGGGAGGGGUUGGUGAUGCUGGAACAAACAUGGCGGUCCCGGCGCCCGUCGGUCUCUCGGGCUCCGGCUGUCCACUGCUGGCCGCAGGCCUCCGGCUGCUCCCGCUGCUGGGGAUACUGCAGCUGCUGGCCGAGCCCGGCCUGGGCCGUGUCCACCACCUGGCGCUAAAGGAUGAUGUGAGGCAUAAGGUUCACCUGAACACCUUUGGCUUCUUCAAGGAUGGGUAUAUGGUGGUGAAUGUCAGUAGCCUCUCGGUAAAUGAGCCUGAAGGAGUCACAGACAAAGAUGCAACUAUUGGAUUCAGCCUAGACCGCACAAAGAAUGAUGGGUUUUCUUCUUAUCUGGAUGAAGAUGUGAAUUACUGUAUUUUAAAGAAACAGUCAUUUUCUGUCACCCUUCUAAUCCUAGACAUCUCCAGAAGUGAAGUACGAAUAAAGUCUCCACCGGAAGCUGGUACCCAGUUACCAAAGAUCAUCUUCAGCAAGGAUGAGAAAGUCCUUGGACCCAGCCAGGAGCUUGGUGUUAAUCCUGUUUCAGCAGGCAACCAGACUCAGAAAAAGCAAGACAGUGAAAAAUCUAAAAGAAGUACAGUGGAUUCAAAGGCAAUGGGAGAGAAAUCCUUUUCUGUUCAUAAUAAUGAUGGGGCAAUUUCAUUUCAGUUUUUCUUUAACAUCAGCACUGAUGACCAAGAAGGCCUCUACAGUCUUUAUUUUCAUAAAUGCCUUGGAAAUGAAAGACGGUCUAGUGGCAAGUUUUCAUUCAGCCUUGAUAUUGAGAUCACAGAGAAGAAUCCUGACAGUUACCUCUCAGCAGGAGAAAUUCCUCUCCCCAAAUUAUACAUUUCUAUGGCCUUUUUCUUCUUCCUUUCUGGGACCAUCUGGAUUCACAUCCUUCGAAAAAGACGGAAUGAUGUAUUUAAAAUUCACUGGCUGAUGGCAGCUCUUCCUUUCACCAAGUCUCUUUCCUUGGUGUUCCACGCAAUCGACUAUCACUACAUCUCUUCCCAGGGCUUUCCGAUUGAAGGUUGGGCUGUUGUGUACUACAUCACUCACCUAUUGAAAGGUGCACUACUCUUUAUCACCAUUGCACUUAUUGGUACUGGCUGGGCUUUCAUUAAGCACAUCCUUUCUGAUAAGGACAAAAAGAUCUUCAUGAUUGUCAUUCCACUCCAGGUCCUAGCAAAUGUAGCCUACAUUAUCAUUGAGUCCACCGAGGAAGGGACGACUGAGUAUGGCUUGUGGAAGGAUUCUCUGUUUCUGGUUGACCUACUGUGCUGUGGAGCCAUCCUUUUCCCAGUGGUGUGGUCAAUCAGACAUUUACAGGAAGCAUCAGCAACAGAUGGAAAAGGUGGCAGUAUGGGGUCUCGAGCGAAUAUGAAAGCAGGAACCGCUAUUAACUUAGCAAAGCUGAAACUUUUCAGACAUUAUUAUGUCUUGAUUGUAUGUUACAUAUACUUCACAAGGAUCAUUGCAUUUCUCCUCAAACUUGCUGUACCAUUCCAGUGGAAGUGGCUCUACCAGCUCCUGGAUGAAAUGGCCACACUGGUAUUCUUUGUUCUAACUGGGUAUAAAUUCCGCCCAGCUUCAGAUAACCCCUACCUACAGCUUUCUCAGGAAGAAGAUGACUUGGAAAUGGAGUCUGUAGUGACAACAUCAGGUGUGAUGGAGAAUAUGAAGAAAGUCAAGAAGGUGACCAAUGGCUCCCUGGAGCCCCAGGGCGAUUGGGAAGGCACUGCGUGAUGGAGCCAACUUUGAAGAUGGCACUGUCAAAGAAAACUUUUAAUUUAUUAAUAGUCCCAUUGGUGAGCAAAAGCAGUUGGCACCUCCUGACAGUGACACCACAGAGCGCGUGACUGGGAGCAAAGUGCCAUGGAAACCUAAUUUUUUCCUUUCUUUUAUGAAAACUGGAUCUGUGGCUGGUUAUAGGCAGCUAGAAUUCUCUUUCACAUGGGAAUGGUGGAGAGGGAGUGUAGAGAAGAGGAGGAUAAAAGGAAGAAUUUGUUUUUAAUUUUUAAUAUAUAUUUCUUUUUAUUGGGAGCUCUUAAGGUAUAUGCACUUGUGACUGUGUUGCAGCAUAGAAACAAAUGUUGGUGAUUUCAGGGGAUGGGGAAAGGAAGGCAGGAGGUGUGUGUAUUAUGCCAAUCACAGUUGAGGAACAGGACUUUGGGAAAUGAGCAAACGUUGAGUGAAGAUACAAGGACUUACAAAGACAUGAAAGAGGGAGAGUAUUAUUGCAUCUUUCAAGGACAAAAAUAAAUGAAAUUAGAUUGAGAAAGCAAAAUAGGAAUCACCUUGGUCAAAAUCCAAUUUGGUCUGAAGAGCCUGCCCCCAAGAUUUCUAGCCCUGGAUGUUGCCCCAGACCUUUAUUCUGGAUUCUGAAAGUGACCAGGAACCUACAGCUUUAGAGGCCCAGUGUUCUUUUCAGAAAGAGCUCUGUCAUUUGAGGGCUGUAAUGUCACUGUUGGGGUCACAGACCUAGGACAGAGCCUGCUUGGCGGAAAAUGGCUUUUUGAUUGAAAUAUAUUCUGAAUUGCCUGAUGGAUAGAAAGAAUAUAUUUUUAAGCUCAGAAAAACAUUCUCCUGUAGGAUUUCCCCAAACAUCUGACCUCCCUGGCUGCCCAGAGCAGCACCAGCUCUUGUUUCACUCUUUUCUUAUGGCUUGUAUGUGUUUUUGUGUGUGUGUGUGUGGUCAGAAUAUGGAAAAAAAAUGGGAAGGAAUUUUUUCUAAGGAGCAGCUGGUGAAGAAAGGUAAUGUUUAAGCAAAUACUUAAGUAUAAGCAAAUCAUCAUCAUUAAAAAAGCUUUUCCUAUAGACUAAAUAAGAUUUCUAAUAGAGGAAUUAAAGAGAUCUGAUCCCUGUAUUCUAAGAAUAUGUAUUUGAAGAAAAUGAGUGCAUUAAACAGUUUUACUUUCAGGGAUUCGGGGAUAGUGAAAUCUGUCACUGAAACUCAGUGAGGUUCCCUUCCAAUCUUUCAGAGCGUGGGGAUGAACAUGGGUAGCUGCAUAAAAUGAACAGUAUUGCAACUUGUAGAUAGUCAUUUGAAUAAUGGGACAAGCUCAGAAGAGCUAUCUGUUUUGAGUAAGGCCCUACAAGUACUUGGUGAUAAUUUCUCAUUGUGUUUUUGGUAGCUCAGGACUGAGUCAGGAGACUGAAAUAUGGCCCCAUCAGGAAAGUUGUUUAAAUGCUUGGGUGCCAUCUGGAUAGGGUCGCUUCUAGUGCCCAGGUGUGUCAGAAGCUAGAGCCCAUCCCUGCCUGGGCUCAUCAGUAAGUUGCAUCUGUAAGAGACAAGGGCCUCCUUGGGAGUGGACAGUGACAGUCUCUGGAUGUUGUUCUCUUACCUCAAGCUUGGAAGUGUCAGUCAGAAACAAUGGGAUUUGUAGGAGGUGAUCACUGUCCUAGGUUUGGGAACCUGUAAAGUCUCUACUCAGAAAACAGUUGUUUUCCCUUUCCUGAUCAUUUUCACUUCCUAAAUGACCAAUGAGGAAGCAAGCAUUCUUUUACACACUUUUAUCAGCUAUUUGUGCUCUGCACAGUCCAACCUUCACAAAGUCUCAGUUCUGACUAAGCACAGAAUCAAAGCAAGCAUCUUCCACCUCUGGACACAUGGUUUAGGGAAGCAUUCGUUUAUCUGUCCAUCUGCAGGAGAAAGGUAAAUAUGCCCUGAGUAUUAAUUUAAGGAAUUUUUUUAACAUUAACUUGUAGCUAUGUGACAGGAAAAGGAAGUUGGAGGGAGAAUGGGAAUAUUUUUAACAUUUCGUUUCCUGUGCAUAAACAUGAUACCAGUGCUACAGAAAUGUGUCCUGUGCUGUGGCCACCAAAAACCCUUUUAGGUACUUCUGCAGAGGGAUGCAUUUGCUGUUCUCUUGCAAGCAGAUGUUGUUGACUAAGCGAUAGAUUUCUUGGCAAGAACAAAAGGGUCUCCAUGGAGGGUCUUCUUUUCAUGUGCUUGGAUUUUAAAAUAAAGAAGUAAGUGAGUGAAGGAGUGAGAGGGAGAACGAAAACGUGUGUGGACAAGCACUGUUAUCUUAGUCUGACUGAGUCAGCCUGACUGAUUCAUCCCAGGAGCCUGGCUGCUGCUGCCACCCCUGCCUCCUCUACUGGCAGAUACCGAGCCUCAGCGACUAUAUUAGCAUGCAAACCUGAGUCUUGGGCCUCUCUGUGGGGCAGAGCAUUCUUUAAAUCCCAUGCAUACCUCUAGGCUCACUCAUAGAAUUGCUGGGUUGCUGCAAUUUUAUAAACCUGACCCUUCUGGAGUAGGUGAGAUACAGUAGCAUUUUAGAAAUAAAGGCCAGCACAGCCUUCCUAACAAGCAGAUCGUUUGCCUAUAUCUUGAAGUAAAUGGUAGAAGGUUUGAGGUUAAGCCAAUAAUUAAGAAAACUCAAAAACCUAGUCCAAGAUUGAGAAAAUAGGUGGGAGUUCAAGUUUGAAAAAAAGAACUAUACUUUCCAUCAGUUCUGUAAAUUUUUCUUCUCUUUUUCCAUCACUUAAUAGCUGUGACCCAGUGUUCAGCUCUGCUCUUGAGUAGAUGACUGAUAGGGGUCCAGAGCCAAGUAGUUUUUCCAGCUAACAAGCCCUUUUCCUGCAGCCUAUUUUAGCAGCCCACUUGGGUUCAUUAUUGUAAUACAGUGUUUGAAUGGUGAAGCCCUUUCAGUAUAUCAGGGAUUGGGGGGGGGUGCUGAUUGGGUGCACAUUGCAGAGAGAUUGAUGGUAUUUAUAGCUUACUUUGUUCUCCUACUCACUGUUUCUACCUACACAAAAUAUCCAUGUUUCCUUUGAGAAAUCUGUUGUGGAUGGGAAGUGCUGCUGACCGUGAAAUUUUAGGAAGUAAAGGGUCUUGUUUUCUUUUAGUAAAGUUUGUGUUUUACUAGAAGAUUAUUUCUUGGACAAGUGUUAUUUUAAUCCUUCCUCUUAACAGUGACCAAGGACUCAAUCAGCUUGUUUCUGGGUCCCACAAUGCUUUAAAAUUUUAGUAGCAAUGUAUUUUAUACUGCUGAGUAUGACUCUGGUGAAUUGGCAGUUCAUUCUCCUGUAUGGAAAAGCUUGCUCCAGUUUUAAGAUGGUUCCUCAGACUAUGGCCUGAGUCAGUUCAGUUUUCUUUCAAGAAACCACUUUACAGUAAAAUUUCCAGGGUUUUUUUUCCCCCUGGACAUGCCCAGCCAGCCACAAGGCUUCAGCACAGUGCCUAAUCUUAAGUCCAUUUCAUGCAAUUGUUAUGGUGAGAUUUCCAUUCCUGCAUUAUGGUCUCAUCAAGAUCUUUUCUCUUUUGUUCCCACCCUGCUGUCCCUCCUUCCCCCCCCCCCCACUUCCUCCAGCCCUCCUCUACCCCACUUUUGCCCAUGCCUGUUGAUUGCUCAGUUCCAUAGAGGCUCAGUCUGGGAAUGAGGGCUAAAGGCUUUGGUGUACUGCAGCAUUUUCUCCCAGCAGCUAUGUGAAGGAUAUAUUUUCUAAACUAGGGGAAUUUUAUAAAGACAGGAUAUACUAAUGCUAUUUUUAUUGCUUUGGGCUAUGUAUGAUGUUCGUCCCCAACACUAAAAAGUAUGUCUUGUUUUAGUAUUUAGAAGCAGGUACUACGGGAAACCAGUCCUUACAGACCAAGGAAGAGUGUAAAAGAUGGCCACUCUUCCACUCCUGUUUCUACACUCCAUGCCUCACUCCUUUGCUUUUCUCUGACCUUGCCCUGCUUUUAACAGAUUCAGAAUAUGACGAAUCCAGGAUGCCAAUGGCCUCCUGCUCUCCCCGUCCCUGCUAGGAUUCAGUAAGUUAAUGGCUUCCCACUAGAGAAGUUAAGACUUUGAUUUGAUACCUCUUGGUAUACCAAAAAGAUAUUCAUCUGGAAUAUGCCAAAUGUUCUAAAAGAUCACUUUAAUCCAAUUUUUCUUAUGGUGUUUUUGGUAUGGAGUGUUUAAAAGUCAUCCACUUGAGUUGAUGCUAAUACUUGUCAUCACCCGGAAUGUAGUUAUUGAUCGGCAGGCAAGCUGAACAUUCUCCAAAUUCCCCAGCGGCCUCUUGUAUUCUGAUGAUACAUCUGUGCCCUCUCUUCAUGGUUUAUGCUUGAAAAAAUAGGUAAUGAUUUUAGAUGUCUCAUCCUAGGCCAUGGGGCAGGCAUAUCCCCUGAGAUGCUGAGGGAAGAAAGCACACUGAGGGAGUAGGGCAAGUAGAUGGGGCAGCAAGGGUUUGUUUGAGUUGCAUCAGGAACCUGUUCAAAUUCUGAUGGCAGGAAGUUUGCAGACAGGCCAUUUGGGAGGAAGAUUUCUAGAUUAAGCUAGCAAAGUUCAAAAUGAAACAAAAAAGCAAACUCAUCCCCAGGACAGUGAGUUUAUUUUGAGGCAAGGUUUGAGGUUUUGUAGUGGGUAGCCAAAUCACACAGGAGGGCUGGAUGAGUUGGACUUGUUAGCAUUUAAGAUACUGUUACAGAAGGAUCCAAAAAUCCUGGACACACAAGGGAGUUUCUUGACUCCUUAAGCAACUUUUACAGAUUGCAAACUGGAUUUGCCUAGACCUGUGACCACAAAUCAGACAUAAUUAAUCCAUGAAUAAGUUGGGUAGGGCUUGCAGGUCUGUAAAUAUUUUGCUUUAUAGGUUAAGAUUGGGAUGCAGAAGGAUUUGUCAUUUUUUUUUCACACUAAUCAUUGAAGAGUACAUAAACAUAAUGGGGGUCGGGGUUUAGAUCAGGAUGAUGUAUGGGAUGGUUUCUCUUGCUUUGAUGCAAAUGUGCAAAAUAAAGAUUCUAUGACAGAAAUGUA